Molecule: messenger RNA, 489 nt
Organism: Neogale vison (American mink)
Lineage: Eukaryota; Metazoa; Chordata; Mammalia; Carnivora; Mustelidae
Product: histone H2B type 2-E1
Exons: 2
Coding region: 1-489 (162 amino acids)
Cellular component (GO): nucleosome
Molecular function (GO): DNA binding; structural constituent of chromatin; protein heterodimerization activity
Source: RefSeq, a predicted model, not a curated record
AUGGGUGAGGCUCCUCCCCUCCCGCCCCCUCCCUCCCAGGUGCUGGCCCCCAGCCCCACCUGGUGGGCAGUCGACUCCAUAAAAUGCCCCAAGGAGCAGGAGGCAGCCGUUAGGAGGAACGGCAGGAUGAGCUCGGAGCGUGGCCAGCAGCCGCAGCCGGGAGGCCGAAGGGGCCGUGGUGAUAAGAAGUCCAGAAGGCGAGGCCGGCGCAAGGAAACCUACUCAGUGUAUAUCUACAAGGUGCUGAAGCAGGUGCACCCAGACAUAGGCAUCUCUUCCAAGGCCAUGAGCAUCAUGAACUCGUUUGUGAAUGAUGUGUUCGAACGUCUGGCUGGCGAGGCUGCCCGGCUGGCCCAGUACUCGGGCCGAACCACACUGACCUCCCGGGAAGUCCAGACGGCCGUGCGCCUGCUGCUGCCCGGGGAGCUGGCCAAGCACGCCGUGUCCGAGGGCACCAAGGCCGUCACCAAGUACACCAGCUCCAAGUGA